UCUCCUUUUCUCUCACUCACACACAAACACUAUAAGAUCUCAAGACCCUUUGCUGUGGUUCUGAUAUCUGCAUAAGACACACUCAUCUUCUGAAGGAUGGCCAGGACUCAUACCCUCCUACUCACACUGCUGCCCACCAUCCUCAUUCUAAUUGUUCUGGCCAGGGUUGAAAGUGCAGCCGUUAGAGAUGGAAAAGACAGUGAAGCUCAAACAGGAGCACCUAAACAAGUUUUCAUGCCAGCUUCUGAUGCCUCAAACUUCUUCAAACGCCGCGGUCGCAGAUCCCCGAGAUCUUAUGAAGAGUACUAUGCGGAGCAGAGGGUGAAGAUGGCUACAAACCAACGAAUGAGAGAGCUCUUAGAGGAACAAAACAACAAACACGAGAACUAUUUAGAGGAGGAGCGCGAUGAACAGUACGAGAGGACCAGAGAGAAGAACGAGCAGUGGAGACAAUUCCACUAUGAUGGGCAGUACCCACGAUACCCUCAACGCCACCGCUACUACGUCUGAACACAUACAAGCACGUGCAGUGCCUUGGAAAGCAGAUAACUAUUGUUUGAGGAAUACUUUCACUACAUAAUGUAAUUAUUCUAUUAUUCAUAAGCACUUACAGAUUAAAUCCUCUUAACACAUCUAUAAUAAAAGGGUUUGCUUUGAAAUGUGACAAUUUAAUCUAAUUGCUUAUCUUUACUUUAUUAUUGGAUUCUUUAUCAAAACAUUCAUGAUCAGUUUGUGAUUUUAAGCUUUUUUCCAAGAGCAACUCCUUAUUUCCUUGUUCAGUAAUUACAUCCAGCUGUCAUCUGACCUCCAUUUUUAAUAACUUUUGGUCUUUACUGAAGUGUGAAUAAAGCUCUUUUCAUUUUCCA
This is a messenger RNA of Carassius auratus (goldfish), 866 nucleotides long. Its product is annotated as unique cartilage matrix-associated protein. NCBI's taxonomy places the organism in Eukaryota, Metazoa, Chordata, Actinopteri, Cypriniformes, Cyprinidae. Gene Ontology annotation, cellular component: extracellular matrix. The coding region runs from base 97 to 510 and encodes 137 amino acids. The record is from RefSeq and is a predicted model, not a curated record. Gene Ontology annotation, biological process: regulation of osteoblast differentiation; embryonic skeletal system development. The transcript has 5 exons.